Messenger RNA from Penicillium olsonii, 1650 nucleotides. Lineage: Eukaryota; Fungi; Ascomycota; Eurotiomycetes; Eurotiales; Aspergillaceae. The record is from the annotation of a GenBank genome assembly.
AUGAGUCACCACGCAGAUCAUGCCUCCGAGGGCUCGGACACAGAUGUGGAGAAGCAAGACUCCAACGACAACCAGAUUCGAUCCCCUGGAGGAACUCCGAGAUCUACGCUUCAACAGAAGGAGGGCAUGGGGGACAAGAACGAGCUCAAGCACUGGGAAUGUUACGACAAGCUUGGAUAUUCCUUUCCCUGGUGGAAGAAAUGGGGCAUUAUCUCAGUCAUCUUUGCAGUUCAGACUUCCAUGAACUUCAACGCUGGAUUCUACGCUAGCAGUGUGAGCCUUUACGCGAAGCAUUUCAAUAUCACGGAACAGGCUGCGAGAGUGGGUCAGAUGGGAUUCCUCGUUGCAUAUGCUUUCGGCUGCGAGUUCUGGGCACCCUUCAGCGAGGAGUUUGGCAGAUGGCCAAUCAUGCAGCUGAGCAUGUUCUUCGUCAAUAUCUGGCAGAUUCCCUGUGCCCUCGCUCCAAACUUUGGCACCAUUGUCAUCUGUCGGAUCCUCGGUGGUGUAUCAUCUGCCGGUGGCUCCGUGACAUUGGGGAUGGUAGCUGAUAUGUGGGAGCCAGAGGAUCAGCAAUAUGCCGUGGCAUUCAUCGUUCUGUCUUCGGUGGCCGGCUCCGUCAUUGCGCCAGUAGUGGGUGGAUUCGUGGCGACUUUCCUUUCCUGGCGCUGGAACUUCUGGAUUCAACUGAUUCUUGGAGGAUUUGUGCAAAUAUUGCAUUUCUUGAUCCCCGAGACCAGGUGCAGUAUUCUCAUCACCAGAGAGGCCAAGCGACGCCGCAAAAAUGGAGACAUGGUGUGGAGUGGUGAUGAGAUCACCAAAACUCGCAUGUCUUUCCGCUGGAUCUUCAUGGUUUGGAUACGGCCAUUCAUCAUGUUUAUACGUGAGCCUAUCGUCUUGUGUCUCUCUCUUCUUAGUGGUUUCAGUGAUUCCCUGAUCUUCACUUUCCUUCAAUCAUACACUCCGGUGUAUAAGCAGUGGCACUUCAGUACCAUCACCACCGGGCUGGCCUUUCUACCUCUCUUAGUAGGGUACAUAAUAGCAUACGUUUCAUUCAUACCUUGGAUCCACCGUCAUUGCCGGGUUAGGGAAAAGGACCCAGACGGCCUCCAGCCAGAAGCGCGUCUGUACUGGCUCCUUUUUGUGGCGCCUCUGCUAUCAAUUGGUCUAUUUGGGUUUUCAUGGACGAGUCUCGGUCCCCCUCAGGUCCAUUGGAUUGCACCCAUGAUAUUCUCUGCCCUAAUCGCCAUUGCCAACUACGCAAUUUAUAUGGCAACGGUUGAUUACAUGAUAGCAUCAUACGGGCCCUGGUCCGCUUCAGCAACAGGAGGCAACGGAUUUGCCCGUGAUUUCCUAGCCGGUAUUGCAGCGAUGUAUUCUGUGCCCAUGUACGAACACAUGGGCACGAAACACCAUCUAGAGUGGCCCUCAACUUUCUUGGCCUUCAUGGCCAUUGUCUUCACCAUUCCGAUUUACGUGUUCUACUGGAAAGGACCUCGGAUCCGGGAGUUGUCGCCGUUUGCACAGACUGUGGCGGCGGACAGAAAGGCAGCUGGUCGCAGAGCAUCUCAAUGUGGCUCUGGCGAUCCGGAUCCUGUCGAACGGUAUCUGUCACGGAAUUCCACUGACGUCUGCACUCGUCCUCAUGUCUGA